CAUCUCCCUCCCUCGCUGCGCCUAGUGAGAGUGAGAGAGAGAGAGAGAGAGAGCGAGAGAGAAGAAAAGAAGCAGUUUAGCACCACCUGAAGAAGGUCCACAGCAAUACCCUAAAACCUAAAAUCUCCCAGACUUCUGCUCUAGGGCUUCACACUUUCCCAAAAUGGAAGGCGACGACGAGACCUCAGGCCCAAUGAUUGACGACGAGAUCUACGCCAACGGCGUUGGCGGUGACGACGAGAAGCGCAGCAGACCAAUCAUCAGCAGUGAGCAACUCGACGUCGAGGCCUACGCUAGCCUCUACAGCGGCCGCACGAAGAUCAUGCGGCUGAUUUUCAUCGCCAACAAGAGCAAGAGCAACCAGGCCAUGGAGUUGGAGGCUCUGCGCAUGGCCUACGACGAAAUCAAGAAGGGAGAAAACACCCAGUUGUUCAGAGACGUCGUGCAGAUGAUCGGUGGGAGAUUGGGACCCGACUAUGCGAUGGACUUGGCUUGGUGUGAGAUGGUGGAUAGGAGGGCCGACCAGAAGAAGGAGAAGCUCGAGAACGAGCUCAAUGCUUAUAGGACAAAUCUUAUCAAAGAAAGCAUAAGAAUGGGUUACAACGAUUUUGGAGAUUUUUAUUAUGCUCAUGGUCAACUUGGGGAUGCCUUUAAAAAUUAUGUUCGUACUCGUGAUUAUUGCACUACAGCAAAGCAUAUUGUUCAUAUGUGCAUGAGUUCAAUUCUGGUCAGCAUUGAGAUGAGUCAAUUUGCUCAUGUCUCUAGCUAUGUUAGCAAAGCAGAACAAUCACCAGAAGCCCUUGACCCAGUUACUGUUGCAAAACUUCGUUGUGCUGCUGGAUUGGCUCACUUGGAAGCUAAAAAAUACAAGCUUGCUGCUCGUAAGUUCUUGGAAACCGGGCAUGAAUUGGGAAACCACUACAAUGAAGUGAUUGCACCUCAAGAUGUUGCAACAUAUGGUGGGCUUUGUGCACUUGCAAGUUUUGACCGAAUGGAACUGAAGAACAAAGUUAUAGACAACCUGAACUUCCGGAAUUUUUUAGAGUUAGUACCUGAAGUAAGGGAGCUUAUCAAUGACUUCUACUCAAGCCAUUAUGCUUCGUGUCUGGAUUACCUUGGGAAUCUCAAAGCAAAUCUGUUGCUUGACAUCCAUUUGCAUGACCACCUCGAGACACUCUAUGGUCAAAUCCGCCACAAGGCUCUCAUCCAGUAUACGCACCCCUUUGUGUCUGUAGAUUUACACAUGAUGGCCAGUGCUUUCAAAACUGAUGUUUCAGGGCUAGAGAAAGAACUUGAAGCUUUAAUCACUGACAACCAAGUUCAGGCUCGAAUUGACUCACACAACAAAAUUCUAUAUGCACGACAUGCGGAUCAAAGGAAUGCAACUUUCCAACGGGUGCUUCAGACGGGCGAUGAGUUUGAUCGGGAUGUUAAGUCAAUGCUGCUUAGGGUGAAUCUUAUCAAGCACGAAUACAAUCUUAAGGGAUCAAGGAAACCCUGAAUUUAUUUUUAGACAGUGUUAGUCUGGCCAGGGUUUGCUUGUGCUCUUUUAUUUUUUACAUUCAUCUGCUUGGUCAACUAGCACGGCGGAGGAUUUGACAAAUCUAGAAGACCAGGAUGCAAAUUUAUGCGACAAUUACCAAUGUUAGAUGGUUGCUGUCUUGUAUAUUCACAGAUUUUUAGUUUUCAUCUUGAUUCAGUUGCAUCAUUUAUUCAGAUUAUAUUCUCGCAUCCUUUGCUUGCUGCUA
This is a messenger RNA of Prunus dulcis (almond), 1748 nucleotides long. RefSeq names its product COP9 signalosome complex subunit 1. The record is from RefSeq and is a predicted model, not a curated record. The coding region runs from base 164 to 1501 and encodes 445 amino acids. Gene Ontology annotation, cellular component: COP9 signalosome. The transcript has 6 exons. NCBI's taxonomy places the organism in Eukaryota, Viridiplantae, Streptophyta, Magnoliopsida, Rosales, Rosaceae.